CCCAGACUAAUCGCGGACUUCUCCAGCAGUCGGUCCCACCCAGAGCCAGCACCUGAUGCCGCCUGUUAAAUGCUGAUAGAGUCACCUCGGCGUCAGUCAGCAGAGGAGAACAGCCGCUGGCGACGCUGGGGGCUUCGCGGUCCGAGGAGCCCGAGUCAGCCUAGAGCCUCGCGCCGCAGCCAUGGGGGCAUGUCCGCGCCCCGGGGCCUGGCUCCGCUCCGUGGGGUUCCUCGGGGCGUUGGCGCUGCUCGCCCUGCCGCAGGCCAGCGGUGACUGUAAUGCCCCAGAUGAGUACACUAAUAUGGCGCUGAGUGAGGUAUUCAGAGAAAGAACAUGCCCGUAUCCAUAUGAUUUAGAACACGGUCAAAUUCAUAUACCAGAUGCCUCAGUUGGUUCACAAAUUACAUAUUCUUGUAAUGAAGGCUACACUUUAAUAGGUAAUGUUAAUAGAAACUGUGAGCUUCAUGGACAGAGAGUUGUGUGGACUGGUGCCGAUCCAUUUUGCAAAAUUAAUACUUGUGAACGACCUCCACGCAUCGAAAAUGGGAAGCACAGUGAUAGCCACAGGGUGUUCUUUACCUAUGGUGAGUCAGUGACUUACCACUGCCAUUCAAGAGAUGGAUAUCAUGUUUGGCUUAUUGGAAAUCCCACCAUUUUUUGUGAUAAAGAUGGAGAAUGGAAUAAGUUGCCUCCUAAAUGUAAAGAAGUCAAAUGUGAAACUCCAAAAGUUGACAAUGCAGUCCAGCUAACAGGAUUUGGAUCCUUUCAUACUUACAAGGACACAAUUGUUUUCAAAUGUGAAGAUGGUUAUUUCUUCUUACGAGGUAACGGCACAAUUACCUGUGACGUUGAUAGUAAUUGGAGCCCUGUACUUCCAGUUUGUUUUGCAGAACCUCCCAAUAAAGAACCACCUUACCCAAGUCGUCCAGGGUCUACUGAUACUUCGCAACAAGAACCACCUGUCUCAAGUCAACCAGGGCCUUCGCUUCCUCCCAAUAAAGAGCCACAAGGUUUUGGCAUCAUUAUCGUGAUAGUUCUUACCAUAGUUAUCGUGUUUUCAAUGAUCAGCUUUAUCGCUUAUCGUCGGUACAAGGAGAAAUAAGGGAUUGAUCAUUCACAUUUUAUUCAGUCAGACCUUUUUCCCUUCCUCUGUUCAGCAAAUACAUAACUGAUGGAAUCCACAAAGAAGAAACACAUUUAAAUUCUCUUACUUCUCCUAAAGAAGACGCCUUAAUGAAAGAAAGGUUUACUUAAAUCAUUAAAAGGAAAAAUGCAACGAUUCCUGUUAGUGCUGAUUACAAACCUAGCCCGGAACAAGGGAACCAUUCUGAGGAAAGCAAGUGUAUGGUUUCAGUAAAUUAAUGUAACCACCAA
Phascolarctos cinereus (koala) is the source of this 1374-nucleotide messenger RNA. Lineage: Eukaryota; Metazoa; Chordata; Mammalia; Diprotodontia; Phascolarctidae. The record is from RefSeq and is a predicted model, not a curated record.